AUGUUGACUAGUAUAUCUAUAGCCAUUGUGACAGAUGGCACUUCCUUCGCUCUCAAUGGCGACAAUGUGUCUUAUCGCUUCCAUGUGGACAAUAGCACCGGUGACCUUCUAGGAGAUCACUUCGGUGGCUCUGUUACAGGGAACAUUCCAUUGGAGUCGGUAGGCGAUGUCAAUGGCUGGGUUGGUACCACUGGCCGUGUUCGCCGUGAGUUCCCAGACCAAGGUCGAGGGGACUUCCGCAUCCCUGCGAUUCGCAUUCGCCAGUCGGCAGGAUACACCGUUUCUGAUUUGCAAUACCAAUCGCACCGCAUCAUUGCGGGAAAGCCUGCCCUGCCUGGAUUGCCCGCCACAAUGGGAAGCGAAGAAGAUGUUAGCACUUUGGUGGUCAGUCUAUACGACAAGUAUAGCGACGUUGCGGCGGACCUGUCGUAUUCGAUCUUUCCCAAGUACGAUGCCAUCGUGCGUAGUGUCAAUGUCACGAACAAUGGCAAGGGAAAUAUUACCAUCGAGUCGCUAGCUAGUCUGAGCGUGGACCUGCCGUACGAAGAUCUCGAGAUGAUCAGCCUGCGGGGAGACUGGGCGAGAGAGGCCCACAAGGAGAGAAGAAAGGUCGAGUAUGGCAUUCAAAGCUUUGGAAGUUCCACUGGCUACUCGUCACACCUCCACAACCCAUUCUUGGCGUUGGUCGAGCCAUCGGCCACUGAGUCUCAUGGAGAGGCAUGGGGUUUCUCGCUAGUGUACACAGGAUCGUUUUCAGUGGACGUUGAGAAGGGGUCCCAGGGUUUCACCCGCGCACUUCUUGGCUUCAACCCUGGUCAGCUUUCCUGGAAAUUGGCCCCCGGAGAGACUCUCGCAUCCCCGGAAUGUGUUUCUGUGUACUCCAAGAAUGGUAUUGGAGGCAUGUCACGCGCCUUGCAUGGUCUGUACCGCAAGCAUCUCAUCAAGAGCAAGUUUGCCACCAGUGAUCGCCCUGCCCUUCUCAACAGCUGGGAAGGACUUGGCUCUACCUUCAACCAAAGCAGUAUCUACAACCUCGCGAAGGAGGCCGCGGAGGUGGGCGCCAAGCUCUUCGUCUUGGAUGACGGCUGGUUUGGAGACGAGUACCCUCGCAUCUCUGACGAGGAAGGAUUGGGUGACUGGGUGCCCAACCCUGCACGUUUCCCCGAUGGCCUCGAGCCCAUUGUGAAGAAGAUCACCGAUCUCAAGGCCGCAAACACGUCAACCAACUUGCGCUUCGGUAUCUGGGUGGAGCCUGAAAUGGUCAACCCUAACUCGACACUUUACCACGAGCACCCAGACUGGGCCUUGCACGCGGGACUGUACCCACGAACAGAGCGACGUAACCAGCUCGUGCUCAACCUUGCCCUCCCGGAGGUCCAGGACUUCAUCAUCAAGUCCGUCUCGGAUAUCCUCAACAGUGCGGAUAUCAGUUAUGUCAAGUGGGACAACAACAGAGGUAUCCAUGAGAUGCCUUCCCCUGCCACGAACCAUGCCUACAUGCUCGGCAUGUACCGUGUCUUCGACGAACUGACCACGAAGUUCCCCGACGUUCUCUGGGAGGGAUGUGCCUCGGGUGGAGGUCGUUUCGACCCAGGUGUUCUGCAGUACUUCCCUCAGAUCUGGACCUCUGAUGACACGGAUGCCGUGGAGCGUAUUUCCAUUCAGCUUGGUACUUCCCUUGCCUACCCACCUAGCGCAAUGGGCGCUCACUUGUCCGCCGUGCCAAACCAACAGACCGGUCGGACUGUCCCUGUUGCCUUCCGUGGUCAUGUAGCUAUGAUGGGCGGCUCGUUCGGUUUGGAACUCGACCCAGCUGAGAUGACUGCUGAGGACAAAGCCGCUCUCCCGGGUCUCAUUGCUCUCUCGGAGAAGAUCAACCCCAUCAUUCUGAAUGGUGACUUGUGGCGGUUGAACUUGCCAGAGGACUCGAACUGGCCUGCUGCUUUGUUCAUUGGCGAGGAUGGCAAGCAGGCAGUGCUCUUUGUCUUCCAACUCGCACCUAACAUCGAUCACUCUUGGCCGCGUAUUAGGUUGCAGGGCUUGGAUGCGCAGGCGACAUACAAGAUUGAUGGCAACGCCACCUAUACUGGUGCAACUCUGAUGAAUCUUGGCUUGCAGUUCCCCUUCUCGACUGAUUACGGAAGCGAGGUUGUGAUGCUAGAGAAGCAAUAG
This is a messenger RNA of Penicillium salamii, 2172 nucleotides long. The record is from the annotation of a GenBank genome assembly. NCBI's taxonomy places the organism in Eukaryota, Fungi, Ascomycota, Eurotiomycetes, Eurotiales, Aspergillaceae.